Molecule: messenger RNA, 2337 nt
Organism: Agrilus planipennis (emerald ash borer)
Lineage: Eukaryota; Metazoa; Arthropoda; Insecta; Coleoptera; Buprestidae
Product: homeotic protein ocelliless
Exons: 4
Coding region: 542-1627 (361 amino acids)
Biological process (GO): regulation of transcription by RNA polymerase II
Cellular component (GO): nucleus
Molecular function (GO): RNA polymerase II cis-regulatory region sequence-specific DNA binding; DNA-binding transcription factor activity, RNA polymerase II-specific
Source: RefSeq, a predicted model, not a curated record
UAAAUCGUUGGCAUUAUGAAGAGCAUGCAAUAAAUUUACUUCGCAGCUGAAACACAUAGCACAUCGGGGCAAACGUGGGCUAAGCGAACCAAGCCUCUCCCGGUUGCCCACACAAAAUAGGAAAACUUAUGAAAAUUUUACGGCCCUCCUUAUUGAUGGGAACGAACCAAUGGUAUUUUAAAGCGAGUCGCCAUAUUAGUGGGCGGAGGAGGCUGCGACAGUGGCGCUACUUUGGGGGAAACCCAAGUACUACCUAAUAUUCCUUUCGAUUCGUAUGAGAAUGUGUACACAUUUUACUGGUGUUCUGUAAAAGUUACGCAAAAUCAAUGAUACGGAAUCGAAUUUUUUUUUGAAAAGUUUCCGUGCGUGCGUGUAACAUGUUUAUCAAUCGUUAAUUGUAAUAAAAGUGCAAUUUUUAAUUGUGAACUGAGGAACAAUUGGAAUAUUUAAUUGACAGACGCAGGAAAUCGUCAUCCUCGUCCUUUUCAAAAAGUUUGUUCUGUGUGUUAGUGAAAGAAGGGAGUUUGUAUCGUCAUUGGUGAUGAAAUUGUCGUUCAACCGAAACUGCAUCACCACGUCUCCGUCGGCGGUGUCGGAAAACGUAGUAGCGGCGGUUGCGGCGGCGGCAGUGACCGCCGGCGGGGGCGGCGCCGGUACGAACGGCCUUUUGGCCCGGAUGAACAUGGCCGGUUAUUUGAAAUCUUCGGCCGCAGGACCACAUCCCCACGGACACUUUCCCGGUCAUCAUAGUCUCAGUUCCGGUAUACCUAUGCCCGCGCUCACCCCCUUCGGCCUGCCCCACUCGCUGGAUCCUGUCACAUUCCCCCAAGUCUUUCCCUAUUUGUCAGGUGUCAAUCCAAGGAAACAGCGUCGGGAGCGGACUACGUUUACUAGAGCUCAACUGGACGUUCUGGAAGCCCUCUUUGCCAAAACGAGAUAUCCGGACAUUUUUAUGCGAGAAGAGGUGGCUCUAAAAAUCAAUCUUCCUGAAUCGAGGGUCCAGGUUUGGUUCAAGAACCGUCGGGCAAAAUGUCGACAGCAAUUGCAGCAACAACAGAACAAACCUUCACCUAGAACGCCGACAACACCAACGAAAGCUAAGGGUAGCAAGCCCUCGCCCGUGAUACCAGUGACAAGUUCUACAACGACCAAUAACAUACCCCCCACGCCCUCUUCGUCGGUAUCACCUUCUUCAACGACCAUCAACAUCAAGAAGGAAUCUCCUCAAUUAUUGAACACUUAUCGCAGCACCAACGGAAACGUGACACCCGUCGGAAGCAACACGAGCAGCGUGAUAGCGACUCCGUCACCUCCGAUAACGCCAUCGAGUAACACAUCGCUCUCUUAUCAGCACGAUUCUUUCAACACAUUCAAUUGGCACACAAACGGACACAGUCCGCCACCUCAUCAUUAUUACGGGCAAAAUUACAACGCCGCCUAUUACAGCCAAAUGGAAUAUUUCAAUCAACAGAACGGACAAAAUCAGAUGCAAAUGGGCAACCACAUGGGUGGCGCUUAUCAAAUGGGCAGCUACUCGAUGACCAUGGGUAUGAGUGCCGGACACCAUCAGAACUUCAGUCCGAGGCAUCCGGACUGCAGUCUCGACUACAUGAACCAAAUGGUUUAGCCGGUAAGACUUACCGCUGCUGUCGUAUCUCGUUUUAUUUAAAUUAUUAUUAUUGUCUUGGACGACACGCGCCAUAUCAUCCACCUUCUUUUUAUGUUCUUUAACGCUAUGUAUCUACUCACAUGGAUACUUAUAUUAUCAUAAAAUGAUUUUUAUUAUUAAUAUUAUUACCUAUACAUAAUAAUAUCGUAUUAUGUAAAUAAGUGACAAUGUAAUUGAAAUGCUGACAAUGCAAGUGUUAGUACAAACAAAAUGUGUGUGAGUGCAUGUGAGCAUGCCGUUGCGUUGUAUGUGUCUGUGUACAUAAUAGGUGAGUAUAUGUAACAUGCAUGCAUAUCAGCAUUCACAACCGAUUGUGAAACACACGUAACUAAGCAAUAUACAGGAGCGCGGAAAUCGUGUCCAAGAUGUACCAUUGAAAAUAUUUUUUUUAUUAUUUUUUUAUUACUUACUCUAGCCGUAAGUUGAGCAUACCUAAGCCAAAUUUUUUAAUUAAAUUCGGAAAAAUUUUCAAUCCAGAGAAUAGUCAUACCCAGGUAGGUGCGGUAGGUACUUUUUCGCAACUGUAUAUUACUUAUACUGUGAUAGAGUGAUGUGCGAAACUUGAACCCUUUUUAUAUGUAAAUACAAAACAAAUCAGUGAACUAAUUAUUGAGCCUAAAUGUAUUAUACGUAGUCGAUAAUUAUUAUUAUUAUUAUUAUUAAGGUGA